Messenger RNA from Guillardia theta CCMP2712, 2093 nucleotides. RefSeq lists its product as hypothetical. The record is from RefSeq and is a predicted model, not a curated record. Gene Ontology annotation, molecular function: protein binding. NCBI's taxonomy places the organism in Eukaryota, Cryptophyceae, Pyrenomonadales, Geminigeraceae. The coding region runs from base 1 to 1998 and encodes 665 amino acids. The transcript has 8 exons.
AUGGCGGCGCCAGGCUUACGUCAUCCUGGGCCUUCCCGUCUUUUACUCUCUGCAAUUCUGGGAGUUCUAGUCAUUUGUGCGUGCUUAAUGCUCAAGGGGAGUUCACAUGAAAGACAAAGAGCGAACUCAGCCCGUAUGCGCUCGCUGCCAUCACGUUUUGUGGAGUUGCAAGAAGGAUUGCAGGAUUCUAUGACUAAACACAUGCACUUUCCAGGAGCAGUCCAGCAGGACGAUGAUAGUGAUAUUUCCCGGCAGAAGAAUGAAUUAGCUAAGCAAGAAUCAAAGCACAUGGCAGAACGCGAGGCAGCAAUGGAGAAAGCGUUGCAUUUGAUGGAGGGCAUCUCUCCAGAAGGGGAGGCGUAUUUCGACAAGAUCGGCACGUUAGCACAGAAAUACGAUGGGUCUUUGGGAUACGAAAGCCUGUUGAACAUGUCAAAAGAGCUGGAGGAGAACAGAACGAUAUCUUGGAACCAUUUGCUUUCAGUGCAGAAGAAUCGCUCGACUUUCUUUCCCCUCAUAGAUAGAGGCAUAGAGAUUCACAUCGGCUCCCCAGCACAGUCGAACAUCCGUUCUUCGAGUGGCUUGUCGUUGGCAGACAGUCGUAACUUACAAUCGUUGCCUUCAAGUAGCUCAGCCUUGAAGGUGGGGCAGAAGGCGGUCGCUAUCAAAUCCUUUUUGUUCUCGCAGGGGGGGAUGAUUCCUGUGAAGGAGGGGGAGGCAGUUACCGUUCUCGAAGUCGACGAUAAGAUGGGGGUCGACAAAGUUCUGACAGGACAAGGAAAGGUGGGCUGGUUUCCUCAGACUGACUUGCGAGGUCAAACAGAGACGAAAGGACCAUCAUUUUCGCGCAACACUGUGGAGUCUUCGAGGAAUUCUGAUGUAGUGGCAUCUGCGAUAGCAGAAGGAAAUCAAAGAUACGCAGAAGCGAGGGAGAGAGAAAUCGCCAUGUCGAAGGAGAAGAGGAAAACUCGUGCAAUGAUUAGAUCGAGUUCAGAUAGCAAGAUGCUAGAUGCUUCUGCUAGUCAUGGGGAAAGUGAUAACGAGCAGGUACAGCCUCCGUCAGUUGUUCAAAAUGCGAUUAGAGAAGCGAACGAUCGCUAUCGGAGUGCCAAGAAACAGGAGGUGGAGCGAUCGCUUCAGCUAGAAAAGCUCCGCAAAAAGCAACGAUCUCUUGUGAAGGAAAUUCACGAGCAAGAGAAGCUCAUUGACAUGGCUAAGCAAGCUCGUGAAGAAGCAGAUGCUCAGGACGAUGAAGAGAAGGGAAGCCCGGACGCUGUCAAACCAGCCAGCUCCCUUCCAGCUGCUUCAGCUGUCAAAUCAACCAGCUCGUCGUCCGCUGCCUCAGAUGAGCAGGAUGACGACUUGACUAUCGUCAAAAGCGACGACGCGGUUCUUGCGGGCCUGAGGAAGGCGCAGAAGUCCUACGUGUCUGCCAAGGUGAAGGAGGAAGAGAAGAGUCUGCUUGAGCGAAUCAAGCGAGCGGAUGCGAGAAGCUCACUGAGCAAGGAGAGAGAAGUGGAGAGGAAGGUGAGGGAUCAGAGGAUGAAGAUCUCUAAAGAGGAGGAUGAAGACAAGCAUGCGGCCGUCAAUGCCAACCUGAAGAGGCACGUGGAUGCGAUCGGGUCUGCCUUUAAGAGCGAGGAAGACUACUUCCUGCAGGCUCACAAGAAGGAAAUUCACAACCUGGCUAUGGAGAGGAUGAGAAAAGCGAGUCACAUGCUAGCGUUGCCGCGAGGAGGCAUGACAACGGAGAGGAAGGGACUGACUCAAUCGCCAAUGUCGAAGAGCUUGGUCACGAAGUCGACAAGCAGAUGGAGGAAGGAGCAGGAGCUGGAGCUGGAGACGAGGAGGGCAGAGGAAGAGGCUGUCAGAGCUGCGGAUAAGAUGUUCAACCGACACAUGAAACCGCUGGAACAUGUGGAGAGAGGAUACGAGAACUACGAGCAUGAGCUGGAAAGGAGGGAGAUCAACAAUGAUAAGGUCCGAGGCAAGAAGUAAGGAGAAAGAAGUUGGUGUCACCUUGUAUGUUAUCAUGUAAGAAAUUAUUUUGACAUCUCAUGUACAAGCUCCUUUCAAUGAAGAUAAUCUUCAAG